Molecule: messenger RNA, 1294 nt
Organism: Theobroma umbraticum
Lineage: Eukaryota; Viridiplantae; Streptophyta; Magnoliopsida; Malvales; Malvaceae
Product: GDSL-like Lipase/Acylhydrolase superfamily protein
Molecular function (GO): hydrolase activity, acting on ester bonds
Source: RefSeq, a predicted model, not a curated record
CCUCACUCCAUCAGGAAUCAUUCACACCAGCUUUACCAACCACCUCAAUGCUAUUUAUAACACAAAACCAGAGAACUUGGAAUGAAAAAAACUUAAAUAUGGCAUGUAAGGUUGUCAGGUUGUUCCUCUUGAUCAAUCUCCUGCUGCAAAUACCAAAAACAAGUGCAGUAGUCCCUGCGAUCAUAGUGUUUGGGGAUUCCACAGUGGAUCCAGGGAACAACAACCAGAUAUCUACGGUCCUGAAGAGCAACUUCGCGCCAUAUGGCCGGGAUUUUCUUGGUGGCAAGCCAACAGGACGUUUUUCCAAUGGCAGGAUUGCGACAGACUUCAUUUCUGAAGCCUUUGGGAUCAAGCCAGACAUACCUGCCUAUCUGGAUCCCAAGUAUGACAUAAAAGAUUUCGCUACUGGGGUUUCCUUUGCUUCAGCCGGAACUGGUUAUGACAAUGCUACUUCUGAUGUGCUAUCUGUCAUACCUUUCUGGAAGGAAAUAGAGUACUACAAAGAAUUUCAGAAAAAGCUAAGAGGCUAUCUAGGCGAUGACAUAGCUAAUCAUCAUUUGAGUGAAUCACUGCACCUGAUAAGCAUAGGAACUAAUGACUUCCUAGAGAACUACUACAUUUUUCCAACCAGAUCUUCAAAGUAUUCUGUUGAUGAGUAUCAGAAUUUUCUGAUAAGAAUCGCCAGCAAUUUCAUCAGAGAACUGUACAACCUGGGAGCUCGGAAGAUAGCAAUCGGUGGUCUUCCUCCGAUGGGAUGUUUACCCUUGGAAAGAACAACGAAUAUCUUCUUUGGAAGUGAAUGUAUCGGGGCGUAUAACAAUGUUGCUAUAGAUUUCAAUAAAAAGUUGCAGGGUAGAGUCAUGGGGCUGAAACAGGAGCUCAGAGGAGUCCAACUCGUGCAGACGAACGCCUAUGAUAAGCUCUUAGAAAUGAUCCAGAAUCCAAGUCAAUUUGGAUUUGAAAAUGCAGAAACAGCAUGCUGUGGGACGGGAUUGUUCGAGAUGAGUUACCUGUGUGAUAAAAUGAACCCCUUUACAUGUUCAGAUGCCAAUAAAUAUAUAUUCUGGGACUCCUUCCACCCAACAGAGAAAACAAAUGCUAUUUUGGCUGAUCAUGUGGUCAGAAAUGCCCUAGCUGAGUUCCGAUGAUUACUGAAAGUAGAAGCAAGAAGCACUGCUUCCUUGUUGUCGACGACAUUGUAUUAUUUCAGUUGUUAUUAUUGCCAUUUCAUGUGCAUUCCAUGUAGAAAAAAUAUAUAUAUAUAUAUAAAAGUAAAACAGACAAAAGCAUAUUA